UGGAAUGGAAAGUUCUGGAAGGCACUACUUUCGUACGCGAAGCUAGCAGAGGGGCAUACAUACGACUCUGCCAAACGAGAUAGCGCAGAAUCGUAAAGCUGACUAAGUAGUCUGCGCUUCAACACAAUCGUCUAUUCAAUACCAAGUAUAAAGACACGGCCGAGAGCUCGCCUCAUCACCAGACCAUUUCAGUCGCCCGUAUCAGUUCGCUGUGUUGAGAAAUCAAACAAUCAGCAUGUCCGCCUUGAUCAACCUGACAGGCGAAUACACUUCCAAGCAACUUCGACUUAUUGCAGAAGCCCGUGCGGCGGAUGGCGUCCACGUCGUCUUUCAGAACGGAUACAAGGCCAUAGAUAAGAAUGAGGAUAAUGCUCUAAUUUUUCCAACGGGUCUCAUGCCUGGCCUGAAGUUUGUGCACGUUUUCCAUUUCCAGAGCUUUAACGGCACCCAUAUCUUUCGCUUCCAGACCCAGGGUAGAGUGGCGUACGUGGAGUACGCUCUCGUCUCGCAAAAGUCUGAGUUCACCGGAUGGAAGACGCUGUCGUCUAAGACGAUUGUCGCAGAGAGCUUCGGUACCACCUACAGUCCUAUGAGUCCAGGCUUCCACGUGAUUCAAGCCGAGAUCGACAGCUCGGCUAAGAUGAUGAUACAGGAUGACGGAACCAACAUAUGGAGCGCUUAUGAGGAUGUUCCCGGUUUCACCCUUGACAUCUUCAAGAAGCUUGUCCUUCAUGAAUUUACAACGCGACUGACCGACGUGCCUACUUUCUACAUACUCAUGGAAAUGCAUGUCAUCAAAACUGCACAGUCCAGCCCAUCGACAUUUAACAACGGACAAGAAUUCUUAAUGCCUACCGUUAAGUUGAGUCCUGGGGCUUACAUAACAUGGACAGGCUCCGUCGACACAGACACCGCCGUCGUCAUCAAGGAUGACACCACUGAGCUGUUCAGCCACACAGGGAAGACCACCAACCUGUCCGUUAUGAUGAAAGUUAUGAGGGACAGCAUCGUCAUAGGCGAGGACGGCAAGGCCGCUCUGACGGUUGCAGUGGACAAAUACAAAGCCACAAGAGGAGAUAUGAGAAGAUCAAAAAUCAGCGUGAGCAAGGAAUUCAGUCUCACCAACUGCUUCGUGCAAUCUGGGGUCCUCUCCAAUGAAUGGGUCUAGCACGCCUUCAUCUUCGGAAGCAACGCAUGACGAACACCCGAUUCACCGUGGACCUUUGAUGUGGACGAAACCUCACCGACUAGAGCAACGUGUUUAUUUAGCAAUAAAAGCCCACUCGCACAAGUG
Ornithodoros turicata is the source of this 1294-nucleotide messenger RNA. RefSeq lists its product as uncharacterized. The transcript has 8 exons. The record is from RefSeq and is a predicted model, not a curated record. Lineage: Eukaryota; Metazoa; Arthropoda; Arachnida; Ixodida; Argasidae. Bases 236 to 1168 code for a protein of 310 amino acids.